Messenger RNA from Schistosoma haematobium, 1269 nucleotides. RefSeq lists its product as uncharacterized. The annotation marks the transcript as partial. The record is from RefSeq and is a predicted model, not a curated record. The transcript has a single exon. NCBI's taxonomy places the organism in Eukaryota, Metazoa, Platyhelminthes, Trematoda, Strigeidida, Schistosomatidae.
AUGGUAUUAAGAAAAAAGAAAACACCAACACCUGCUACUUCACCUGCUUCGGCAACAAAAUCACCGACAUCAAUAAACACAACACCAACAUUGGUAGAUAUGAAUCAAUCACAAAUAAAAUAUUCCAGUUUUAAAGUUUUUAUUGAAUAUUGCGUAGAAAUUGAUGCUAAUCAAACAUUUACUUCACAACAUUUAGAUGCACCUGUAUCAGUUAAACAUGGAAUAGUGAAAUUUGUCAAUAUAGACAGAAGUUUAUUAUUAAUGUUAACAACGAAAGAAAUGUUCUUAGAUAAACCAUUAUGGUGGCCUGGUACAUCAGAAUUAUGUAUUAAUUAUGAACAAUUACAUGAUAUAAUUGAGUCAAGAUCAGAUGAGAGAAAAUUUGCUUUGGAUAUUAAGUCAUCGAAUCCUGGUAAACGUUUAAUUCAUGUAUUUUCAGCUGUCAAUAGGAAAGAGAGAAAUGAAUUGUUAGCAGCGAUAAGUAAGAAUGCUCAACAAUAUCAACAAAUAAUGACUCAACAAAGAGCUAUUCAACAACAACAAGCUACAUAUUAUUUAAGUCAAGCUAGUGCACAAAAAUCAUCAACAUCAUAUGUAGAUCAAACUUUAAACUCAAAAGAAGUAAAUGUUACUCCUGUUGUUACAACACCACAAAAAAAGAGGUCAUCUGGUAGAUUUUCUAGAAAGACUGCCAUCAAAUCACCUCUGAAACCACUUUCGUUUGAAGAUUUUCCUCAUUCUGCUAAUAGUAGUUCACCAAGAGUAUUUAAUUUUAAUGAUGCUGACUGUGAGGCCUUUGGAUAUUCACCAACUAUUUAUCCGGCUAGUCAUCAAAACGACUCUUCAAAUAUGAAGUUUAGGAACAGGUCUUUAAGUCCAACUCCAUUGCAGUGUACAACACCAGAAGUUCAUCGUUCUAAACCGAAUUUUGCAUCUCGUUAUUCGGGACAUGAAGAUAAAGGAAGUCAAUUCGAUGGGCCUUUGUUAUAUACAAGACCGCUUUCCAAAUCUCAACCACAACUAGCCUAUUCAUAUGAUAAUAGAUAUUAUCAACGUGAUGAAUACACUCCAAGAUAUGAAAGUCAAAAUAACUACAGAUCUCCUGGUUAUGCUUCACAUUCACCGAUUGUCCCUAAAUAUGCAAAUUCAGCCUCAGCAGGAACACCUCAUACACCGAAUCGUAUUGUCCACUACAAUGAUGAUGAUGAAAAUGGUUAUGCUUACGACGGUGCUAAUUCAAAAAGUUUCAAAGUGGAUGGAGAUGAUUUA